UAUUUCUAGUCGUCUGUUCGAAAUUAAAAAGGAAGCAUUUGCUGAGUGCAUGAAUUCAUGACAUAACCCAGCAUUCCAAUUAUAAAGAAGGUUGUUUGCUGUUAUAUUUCAUGAAGAAAUGAGCCUUAACGAUAUCGAAACGGAAAAAAUUUCUGAGCUUUGUGAACUUAGUAAAGGUGCUCUUUCUAAUGCUUACUGCCCAUAUAGUAAAUUUUCAGUAGGUGCUGCAUUACUUACUGAAGAUGGUAGAUUUUUUACAGGUUGUAAUGUUGAAAAUGCUUCUUAUGGUCUCAGUGUAUGUGCAGAAAGAACUGUAAUUGUUAAAGCUGUCUCGGAAGGAUGCCGCAAGUUCAAAGCACUUGCUAUCGCAACCAGCUCUAAAAAUGAAGAAGUUAUAGGACCAUGUGGUGCAUGUCGACAGUUUAUAGUCGAAUUUGGAACAAACUGGAAUAUUUACUUAAUAAAAACUGAUGGAAGCUUUGUUAAACAUUCAGCUGCAGAGUUACUUCCUUUUGCAUUCACUCCUGAUUCUUUAUCCAAGGUGUGAUUUCUACUUACCAUCUUUGACUAGAACAGUUUUAUGUAGAUUAUUUUUACGACUUCACAGGUAUUAAAUGUUUUUAUUGUA
Stegodyphus dumicola is the source of this 628-nucleotide messenger RNA. Its product is annotated as cytidine deaminase-like. The record is from RefSeq and is a predicted model, not a curated record. NCBI's taxonomy places the organism in Eukaryota, Metazoa, Arthropoda, Arachnida, Araneae, Eresidae. Gene Ontology annotation, cellular component: cytosol. Gene Ontology annotation, molecular function: cytidine deaminase activity; zinc ion binding.